AUGGAGCUUGAAAGACAGCAGAGAGACAAAGAACUCCAAGAACUGCAGGAAAAUAUCAACAGGCAAUCUGAAGAGAGGAAGAAGGAACAAAAAAAGAGAGAAGAAGAAGACAGGAAGAAAAGAGAGGAUGAAGACAUUCAACAACAGAAAUGGAAGAAAAACAUUAUUGAUCUGGAGGAAAAACUAAAAUCAGAGUCAAAAUCAAAGGAAACGAUUGACAGAGAGCUGAAACAGUCUAGAGAAGAACUGGAGAAGCAACAAAAGGCCUGGGAGGAGGAAAGAAAUGAUCUGAGGGACAAACGAAAACAAGAAGAUGAAGAGAAACAAGAAACACUCAGGAAACUCCAAGAAAAACAUGACCAGGAAACAGAAAAAUAUGAAAAUCAAAGAAGAGAAGACGACAGAAUCAGAAAAGAACAGGAGGAGAAAAAGAGGAAAGAACUGGAGCAAAGCCAUAAGACAGAAAUUAUGAAUUUGAAGAAGAAGUUUGAAGAGGAAGCCAGAAAACAAGCUCAAGAAUUCAAUGAUUUCAAUGAAAAAAGGGAGAAAGACUUUGCAGCUCAGAUAGACAAACACAUGGAAGAAAUCAAGGAUGUGAAGAAAAACCUGCAGGACAAGAAGGAUGAAUAUGAAACAUUAAAGAAUCUGUCAGAACACAAAGAAAGAAGUCAAAAGCAAGAAAUCAAUGAACUGCAGAACAAACACCAAGGAGAAAUGGCAGAUUUAAUACUGACCCUGUUGACCCAGAAGAAGGAAAAUAAGAAAAAAAUAACAACGAUGCAGGAAUCACACCGAAAAGAGGUGGAAAAACUUGAAAAAGAUCUGAUGAAAGAGUUCUUGAUCACUGCAGUCAUUUCCCUCGUCAUAAUUAUCAGAUCUUUGCCUGCAGCUCGUCUGCUCAGGACGUUGGAGACAAACUUCACACCUCUUUCUGUGAACAAAUAUGAACUCAGCAUCAGCAAGUCAAGCCUUCCAGAGUUCACCUUUUAA
Messenger RNA from Acanthochromis polyacanthus (spiny chromis), 990 nucleotides. RefSeq lists its product as uncharacterized. The coding region runs from base 1 to 990 and encodes 329 amino acids. Lineage: Eukaryota; Metazoa; Chordata; Actinopteri; Pomacentridae. The transcript has 2 exons. The record is from RefSeq and is a predicted model, not a curated record.